Messenger RNA from Xylaria bambusicola, 2128 nucleotides. RefSeq lists its product as uncharacterized. The transcript has a single exon. The record is from RefSeq and is a predicted model, not a curated record. Bases 180 to 1985 code for a protein of 601 amino acids. NCBI's taxonomy places the organism in Eukaryota, Fungi, Ascomycota, Sordariomycetes, Xylariales, Xylariaceae.
UUUUACGAUUCCUUCUCGUCGUCUUCUUCCUCGUGACGUGCGUCAAACGCCAGCCGCUUGAUCACCACGCGCGCUUCUUAUGCUUAUUCGUUACCGCUUUCGUGACAAUUGAAACUAGGUUACUGAGCGGAAACGCUAGUAACUAGAGCCCUCGCUGGACGACCGCACCUCUAAUCACCAUGACUGUUCUCCCUCCCGAUCCGUACAGAAUUCUUGGAGUCUCUAAAGAUGCUCAAAUACCAGAAAUCCGUUCCGCUCACCGGAAACUCGUCCUUAAAUGCCACCCUGACAAGAUUCAAGAUCCCGCCUUGAAAGAGGCGAAACAAAAAGAAUUCCAGCAAGUACAACAAGCUUAUGAAUUACUUAGCAACGAAGUCGAACGGGAGAAAUACGACCGGAAAGCCGAGGCAUUUGAGUUACGAGAGCGGGAAAGGGAAAGGGCCAAGACCUCUGCAGCAAGGACAACGUCUUCGACACCUAAACGAGAAUCUCCCCUCUUUUAUCAUGUCAAAGAGGCCUCUCCACGAACCACCACAUUUGCCAAAUCGAGUCCGUACGGAAGAACACCCCCCCGGUCUUGGGAAGACACUACUUCCGCGGCACGACUGUUUGAAGAAGCUACACGCCAUGCCAGGAAAACUGCAAGCUAUGAGAAAGAAAAACCUUCAAGACGGGAAGAAGAGCGUCGUAGGCGCAAAGAAGAAGAAGAGUGGGCUCGCGAAAAGGAGAAGGCGAAGGAAAGAGAGUUGAGAGAAGUGAGGGAGGCACGCGAAGCGCGAGAGGCGCGAAAAGCUAGGGAGCGUAAGGAAGAGAAGGAGCGGGUUGCACGGGACCGGGAAGACCGAGAGAAAGAGAAGCGCAAAGAAGAGAAGAAAAAGGCGCAUAGCGAUCGCGAGAAAGAGCGUGAGAAGGAGCGGAAGAAUGCCACAGCCGAGAAGCAUCGUUCUAGAGGGCACCCAAUCAUUGAAGACCAGGAUUCAUCAGAUGUGCCUGACUCGUCAGAGGAUGAUGAUGUUGUUUAUGAACCGCCGCCAUCCAAGACCGAUAGGAAGAAGUCGGGUAGUAGCCGCAAGCCAGAAGACAUAGACGGGCCAUCGACAGAGCGCACUAGGAAGUACUCUGGUAACAUGGAAAGCGCCAUUCGCUAUCUAACAAAGGCGGGCACUAAACCAGUUUCAUUUGGUCGUUCACACACAUACACCGAGGGCUCCUCCAUGCUCUACAAUCCAAUGGUCCCGACGCCUCCUCCGGCGGCAGGCGCGCCUUUUGCGCCUCCUCCACCAACGAACGAGCCAGAAGAAAUCUCGGAAGAAGAGGUUAGAAGGUCUGCGGCACGGCCAUCUGGUCGGCGCAUGUCCCAUGACACGCCAAGAACAUCAAGGGAGAAGUCAUCUUCACACAAGAAGUCAAGCUCUUCCAGAGACCAACCCAUAAUCGUAGAGGCUGGCUCGCCUCGAACGGUUCCUUCACUCCCUCGUGCACAUACGGAAAGCUUUUCCCGCCCCAUUCCUGUACCAAAUCUAAGUCGCGCAGAAACAUGGUACCCAUCAACGGAGCGUGAACACGAGCGCCAUGAGCGAGGUCGCUCGCGUCUUACGCCACCCGCAUACACGGACGAGGAGGACACUGAGGAGGAUCGAGAACGUCGUCAUCGACGCAGCCGACGGACUCAAUCCCCUGAGCCCAUACCGCACGUUCGAUAUGGUGUGGAUGGUAGUGGCACUAAGAGCAUUCCAAUACGCCAGAAACAGUACCACGAGCAACCGCCACGUGGUUCCUACAAAACAAAUAAGGCUUAUGUCAUGCCGAACUCCUCAGCCCGCGUACAGCGCGGGCAUACAGCAUAUGCCCGUGACUAUUAUGAAGAGGAUCGGCCCCAGCAUUUCCCAGGGAUUAAAUAUGCGCCGCAAUUCAAGGAGCAGGACAUUCGUUACAGCGACCUUCCCUACAAGGGGUCGUCAUACCGACCAGAUGUAUACGCUUAGUGAGACUAUCUUAGAUAUCUCGUAUCUUUGUCGUUUAAUAUCUGGCGUUAUUUGGAGUUCAUUUUCGGUUCUUGCUCCCGUGAAACUGGGAUUUGGCGUUCUGGGCAUUUUAACCCACUUGAUAUCAUUUGCACAUACAGAAU